UCUCCUUCGUGGGGUUAGGGGUGGAGCGUAUAUUUCGUUUUAUUUCCGUAUACUCUGACACGAUCUGUACACAUGUUUGGAGGUUUGGAGUUGACGGUGUGUUUGUGUCUCUUUCCGUCUCUCUUCGAUGGCAGAAGGUACAGGGCAGGCGAGUGGUGGGGAUAAAAAGAAGAGAGACGAUUUUCAAUUUGAACGUAUCCUAGGUGAAGGCUCCUAUUCUACGGUGUUCUUGGCGACUGAGAAGACAUCGAAAAAGAAAUAUGCACUGAAGGUGCUGGACAAGAGACACAUCAUCAGGGAGAAGAAGGUCCAGCACGUCAGUAGAGAGAAGGAGAUCCUCUCACUCCUCAACCACCCCUUCUUCGUGAAACUCUACUUCACAUUUCAAGACACCGACAACCUCUAUUUCGGACUCAGUUUUGCUGAGAGAGGUGAGCUGCUGGACUACAUCAGGAAGGUGGGGUCGUUUGACGAGCACUCCACCCAGUUUUACUCCGCCGAGAUCAUCCUGGCUCUGGAGUAUCUCCACGGACGUGGAGUAAUUCACAGGGACCUCAAGCCUGAGAACAUACUCCUGGACAGAGAAGGUCACAUCAAGAUCACUGAUUUCGGAACUGCUCGACUCCUCACCGACGAUGUCGACAGAGCCAAUUCAUUUGUGGGCACGGCGCAGUACGUGUCACCAGAGCUCCUGCAGGACAAGGUGGCAUUCAAAAGCUCCGACCUUUGGGCCCUUGGCUGCAUCGUGUACCAGCUACUUGCUGGGAGACCACCAUUCCACGCUCCCAAUGAGUACAUGUGCUUCCAGAAGGUGAUGAAAGGGGAUUACGUCGUCCCUGAUGGGUUCCCCGACCAAGGAACCGACCUAGUCAGAUCUUUACUGGUGCUGGAUCCUACGAAGAGACUUGGCUGUGAUGCAAUGGGAGGGUACACUUCAUUGAAGACACACGUUUUCUUUGCAGAUGUUGACUGGGAGACAGUUCCAGAGCAAGUGCCACCGAAACUGAUGCCAUAUCUUCCCUCCAGUGUCAAGGGAGAGGAGGGAUUGAGGAGUGACUAUAUUGUGGAGGGUGGGAAUGGGGAUCGGGAGUUUGAGGAUCGGUUUCUGCAGUGUUUUGGUCUGGUGGACCCUGCACCAGACCCGUCCAGAGAGCCUCGGACGGCCAGCGAGGCCAGCGCUGAGGAGAGGAGACAGAGCCUCAGGAGACAGGCUGAAACAUCUCCCUGGCACAAGUUUGUCAACAACGAACUGAUAGUCAAGACUGGACUAGUCGACAAGAGAAAGGGACUCUUCAGCAAGAGACGGCAACUCAUAAUGACUGACGCUCCUCGACUAUACUACAUCGACCCGGUUGCCAUGGAGCUCAAAGGAGAGAUACCAUGGUCCAAUAGCAUGAGAGUGGAGAUCAAAAGCUUCAAAAUAUUCUUUAUCCACACACCAAACCGUACCUACUACCUUGAAGAUCCGACAGGCCACUCGAAGGCCUGGGUGGACACUAUCAACAAGCGGUUGUCACAACCAGGCACCUCCCACACACACUAAUAGGACUCCUCUCGUUUCUUACACACCAAUUCACUUAUUGUGCACGUGUACAAGAAAUAAUAAUUAUACUACCGCUUUUUUCAAUUUUCAGCUGGCAAAACAGGUUGUUUUUUUUGCGCAUGCGUAGUUUGAUUAGCACGCGCGCGCUCGCUCUAGCUCUUGAGCUGAGAAAGAGAUGCUAGCUAGCCACCUCAUCGGCUUGUGAGAGGUGAAGAUUGGCUCGAGUGGCAGCAGGAGAGUAGCUGGCGCUGGAGCCCAAGGCAACGAGCCAGCAACAGGCAACAACAGUAUCUCCUCGGGGAGGUUCAACACAAGGAGAGCAGGAAGAAGCGGAGGAGGCGGGGGUGGUUGGAGUAGGCUACUUCUGGGAGCUAGACGGACGGCGCAAGUUGCUCCCGUACGAACAGUGUUUGUUGCAGCAGCCGUAGAAGACUGUGAUCGCAGUAGAACAGAGUCGGCUCUGGGCCUUGGCGCUGCUACUGUCGAGAGGAAGAUGUCUUUGUGCGUGAACGAAGGCGAAGAGCAGUUUCAGCAAGAGGAGGAAAAUGCGGAGCUGAGCCCAGACCACAACGACACACCAUCUCCUCAAGUUGGGAGUCCAAAAGCUGACAGUGACUUGAACGGCUCACCACACCAACCUGUGGCGACCGAGGCGGAGGAGGAGGCCCAGAAGGAGGGAACUAAGGACGGGGAGGAGACCAAGGAGGGGGAGAAAGAGGAUGAUCCGUGCACCAGACCAGAGGGUGUGGUCCACUUUGUUGUGACGGAUCCGACCAAUAUGGAGUCCCGUCUCAGCAACCCGGUGGUGAUCAGGAAUGUACCUUGGAGGAUCUUGGUGAUGGGACGAGAGAUCAAAACACCAGAAGGAGUCACCAAAAGUCUGGGAGUUUUCGUACAAUGCAAUCCUCUUGCACCAGAAUCGACGAGCUGGCACGUGUGGGCGAAGGCUACCAUAACUCUCGUGAAUCACGAAAACUUGACCAAGUCGUUUGCCAGAGGUACAUACGUACAGUUACAACCUACAGCAUGUCCUCUUCUAUGGUAACAUUGAUGCUACAACAUGUUGACUACUGCAACAUUCAUUGGAUAAUUACAUGUUAAUUACUCAACUUUUAUUGGAUGCCUCUCGUGUUAUUUACUGUAACAUUGAGUUGAUUCCUCUCCUGUUAAUUAAUUUAACGGUUCAUGAGAUACUAAUUGGUUACCUCUCCUGUUCAUUACUGUGUUGUUGAUGGGGUGCAGAAGUGUACGGUCGUGUGCUGUGUUUGUUGUUGUUUGUUUGUUUGUUUGUUUGUUACAGAGAUCAGCCACUGCUUCUGUCAGAGGGAAAACGACUGGGGCUAUAGCAACUUCAUCAGCCUCAAGGAUGCUAUUGAGCCUGCAAAUGGGUACCUAAAUGAUGGAACUCUGGUGCUUGAUGCUCUAGUAAUGGCUGAUCCUCCACACGGCAUUCAAUGGGACUCACGUAAGCACACGGGCUAUGUGGGUCUCAAAAACCAGGGAGCCACAUGCUACAUGAACUCCCUCCUCCAGACCCUCUACUGCCUCCCCAAACUGAGGAAGGCAGUGUACCAGAUGCCGACAGAGAGCGAUGACCAGAAUAAGAGUGUCCCUCUCGCUCUCCAGCGGCUCUUCUAUGAGCUGCAACACAGUGACAAGCCGGUGAGCACGAAGAAGCUGACCAAGUCGUUUGGAUGGGACACGAUGGACAUUUUCAUGCAGCACGACAUUCAGGAGCUGUGCAGAGUUCUGCUGGACAACAUUGAGAGUAAGAUGAAGAACACAGUAGUUGAGGGUACUAUUCCGGGCCUUUUUGAAGGCAAGAUGGAGUCGUACAUCAGAUGUACACAUGUGGACUACGAGUCAGCACGGGUGGAGACUUUCUUUGACAUUCAACUCAACAUCAAAGGAAAGAAGGAUGUGCAUGCCUCGUUCAUGGACUAUGUGGCUGUGGAGACAUUGGACGGGGAGAACAAGUAUGAUGCUGGGGAGUAUGCGCUGCAGGAAGCCAAAAAGGGAGUCAUCUUCCUGAAGCUGCCUCCUGUACUCCACCUCCACCUCAUGAGAUUCCAGUACGACCCAAUCAUGGACACCAACACCAAGAUCAACGACAGGUAUGAGUUCCCCGAACACCUCAAUCUGGACCGUUUUCUCAAGAAGCCCGAGGAAACCCCUGCCAAUUACACCCUCCACGCAGUCCUCGUACACAGCGGGGACAACUUUGGAGGUCACUACGUCGCAUACCUCAACUCCAAGAGAGAUGGCAAUUGGCUCAAGUUUGAUGACGACAUUGUGUCCAAGUGCUCUGCAAGGGACGCAGUAGACCAGAACUUUGGAGGUAGUGAGGACAGCUUGGGGAUCCGCAACUGUACCAAUGCCUACAUGUUGGUGUACGCCAGAGAAAGUUGUAUUGAUGAGGUUCUACAAGAUGUGAGGGAGGAGGACAUUUCUCAGGAGCUUGUGAAAAAGUUUGAUGCAGAAAAACGCCUGGAGCAGCAGCGACGUAAGGAGCGAAACGAGGCUCAUCUCUACAUGACGGUCGAGAUCUAUCAGGAGGAUGAUUUUCAGGCCCACCAGAGAGCCGACCUCAUCGACUUUGACGAUGUCAAAGGAGGGUACAUCAAGUGUCUGAAAAUCACGACUUUCCCGGAGUUUCACCAGAGCCUGGCUACCAUGAUGGGAUAUCCCUCCGAGUGCAUCAGAGUGUGGCCGUUUGAGAAGAGGAGCAACAACACCACCAGACCUGGGUACUUGGAGAAACUGGAUGACUCCAAAAUCACAUUGUUCCAGCACGCAGAGCAGAGAAACGUAUGGAGAAUAUUCGUGGAGACACUGCCAGCAGAUUCCAAGCUUGAGUGUCUGAAACCCUACAACUUUCAGCAGGAGGUGCUGCUGUUCUUCAAGUACUACAAUCCCACCACCAGAUCCAUAUCCUACGUGGGACACUCUGUGGAAAACAUCGAGACAAAGUUCCGAGAUCUCUUUCCUGGUAUGAGUAAAGCUGCCAGCCUGCAUCCUGAUGUACCACUGUUGAUAUUUGAGGAAAUCAAAGCAAACAUGGUGGAAAAGAUCGAUCCUGACAUCAAAAUUGGUCAGUUGGAUGAGUUUAGAGAUGGCGACAUCAUAUGCUUCCAGAGAGCUGACCUACACCUGGAGAGGUUACAACUUCCCAUGGUGCCCGACUACUUCAGGGAGCUGUACAACAGGAUAGUGGUGACGUUCAUAGACAAGAACCUACCGGGAGACACUGGAGUGACACUCACCCUCAACCAGAGGAUGACCUACCCAAUUAUGGCAAAAGAGGUGGCCAGCAUACUGGGCACUGACAUGUACCAUCUCCAGUUCUUCAAACCACAGGGGUCCCAUCAGGACAUCCCCAUUCGGUGCAACAGUGAAGGCUCAGUGAGGGAGUUUGUGGGCACAAGACAUCGCUACGAGGAUCCCUACAUCCUCCUCUACCAGAGACUGUCCAUCCCAAUUCAAGAGUUUGAGAACAAGAAGUACUUCAGAUGUUACUUCAUCAAUGACAGACUCAGGGAGGAGAAAGAGCUGGAUCUGUAUGUGGAAAAGAAUGGAACUGUGCUGGAUCUCUUGGCAGAGGCAUACAAAGACGUUGAGACGGUUAUGACAAGUGAAAGUGGGUCCAGAAUUCUCAGGUUGGUGGAGGUCCUAGGUCAUCGAGUGGUGGAGAUCCAUAGCUACGACAAGCCAGUCAGCGAACUUCAUACACAGAAGAUGUACAGAAUUGAGGAGGUACGCAAGGAAGAGGUGGAAUUGGAUGAGGAUGAAGCUUUCCUACCAAUAGCCCACUUCCACAAGGCUCCAGGCAACACCUUUGGGACUCCGUUUGUCAUUGUGGUGAAGAAUGUGAGUAUCUUCUCGCUGUCUAAUGCACUGUCUGUCACGUGACUGUCAUGUGAGCAGGGAGAGAGACUCAGCAGUGUGAUUGAAAAGAUACAGUCCAGACUCAGCGUGCCUGAGAAGGAAUUUGACAAGUGGAGUUUGCUAUAGUUUCAGGCAUACAAGUCCUCAAGUAUUACUCGGAAGAGAGGAUGAUCCUAUAUCAUAUUUCCCAUUUCUUUCUAACCCCAGUAGAGGUAUUACAUUUCCACGGAUGGGGACACCUUGGUUUGGACUAGAACACAUCAAUAAGAACCCCAAGAGCAUGAGAUACACGGUAGAAAAAGCGAUAAAGAUCCACAACUAUUCCACGGGCUUUUCUCUCAUCUUUUGUACACUGUUGUAUGUAUAAACUGAAGCACUCACUUGUCCUUCCACUUCAAUCUGCAAUGUAUAAUUAUUAUACUAUACUUCUUGAUUUCACGUAACGAUAA
Messenger RNA from Geodia barretti, 5877 nucleotides. The record is from the annotation of a GenBank genome assembly. Lineage: Eukaryota; Metazoa; Porifera; Demospongiae; Tetractinellida; Geodiidae.